AUGGCGCGCCCAACUCCUUCCGCUCCGCUUCAUGCAACUCAGCAACGCCCAAUCCUCCUCCUCGGCGCCGGCGAACUAGGCCUCGCCCUCCUACACCACCUCACAACCCACCCGUCAUUCUCCCCCACUCUACACCCCGUCACACUCGCUCUCCGGCCCUCGACCUUCACAGACCCGAACAGAGCAGCAGACCUCGCUUCCUACCGCGCGAUCCAUCCCGCCGUUUCAUUCCUGGGCCUGGACAUCGCGGAUGCUGCCACUACUGUUGAAGUUCUCGCGGCGAAGUUUGGCGAGGGAGGGUAUGGAACUAUAAUCCACGCCAACGGCAUGACGCUCCCGCCCGGCUCGCAGCGCAAACUCACUGAAGCUGUCCUCCUCUAUGCCGCCGCCGAAGAAGGUGACUCCGGCAAGAAGCGGGGGGUUAGGUACCUUCCCUGGCAGUUCGGCGUAGACUACGACAUCCUCGGCCCCCGUAAUGCCGGGGAUGGGCUGUUCUCGGAAGCCUAUGGUGUGCGGGAACUGCUUCGCUCGCCGCAAAACCAGGGAACUGUGGAGUGGUUGGUGGUGAGCUGUGGGAUCUUCACGAGCUUCCUCUUCGAAGAGAUUUGGGGCGUUGUUACUACAACGCCUGAGAAGCAGAUCCGUGUUCGGGCUCUGGGGAGCUGGGAGGAUGGGAUUACUGCUACUACGGCGGGCGAUAUUGCGCGGGUGACUGCUGAGCUCGUGCUGGAGCCUCAUGGGUAUGUGAAGGAAUGGCGGGAGAAUAAGGUGUAUAUAGCGGGCGAGACGUUGACGUAUGCGCAGCUUGUGGAUACGGUUCAGCGGGUCACGGCGAGGGAAGUCCUGAGAGACCAGGUCUGGGAUCGUGCGACUACGGCGCGGGAGGUGCAGAAUGCUUCGGCGGACCAGAAGAAGAUCUGGCAGUACAGAGCGGUAUUCGGCGGUGGCGAAGGCGUGAGCUGGCCGGUUGAGGAGACGUGGAACCAGAAGCGAGGCUGGGUCAUGGAGGGCAUAGAAGGGUGGCUAACGAAGAAUCUUGGAAAAUUUUCAAUGAAGUGA
This is a messenger RNA of Cyphellophora attinorum, 1059 nucleotides long. RefSeq lists its product as uncharacterized. Lineage: Eukaryota; Fungi; Ascomycota; Eurotiomycetes; Chaetothyriales; Cyphellophoraceae. Bases 1 to 1059 code for a protein of 352 amino acids. The record is from RefSeq and is a predicted model, not a curated record. The transcript has a single exon.